This is a messenger RNA of Nerophis lumbriciformis (worm pipefish), 2488 nucleotides long. It is a transcript of the gene foxa3, whose product is annotated as forkhead box A3. Gene Ontology annotation, biological process: cell differentiation; anatomical structure morphogenesis; regulation of transcription by RNA polymerase II. The record is from RefSeq and is a predicted model, not a curated record. Gene Ontology annotation, molecular function: protein domain specific binding; transcription factor binding; DNA-binding transcription factor activity, RNA polymerase II-specific. Lineage: Eukaryota; Metazoa; Chordata; Actinopteri; Syngnathiformes; Syngnathidae.
GGCUCCUGCGCCCGGUACCUUAUAAGAGGACGUCCGUCUGCGGGCUCCACGCCGUUCUGCGAGACUCUCUCCUCCCCUGCCUGUCACGGAGCGUCCUAGGCCGGCACACAGCAGCCUCCAGCGGGCCUCCAGCACCGUAUCGUCGGAUCAGAACCAGAACCAGCGGGUCGUGGGAAACAUGGAGGACUGAGAUUGCGUGACUUUUCCCCCACAACUCAGGACCAACUUUUUUUUUUUACCAGAGGAUUUAAAACUUUUUUUUUUUUUUUUUUUUAAAGAAUUAUCUCAUAUUUGAAAGUUUAGUGCGUAGAUAAUUAACUUUUUUUUUUUUUUUUUUUAAGUGGGGAUGUUGAGCUCUGUGAAGAUGGAAGCCCACGACCUACCUGAGUGGAAUACUUUCUACAGCGAAGCCAGCGAGAUGUAUUCCUCUCCCAGCAGCAUGAACUCGGCCCUGGGUUCCGUGGGCCCCAUGGGCACCAUCAACAGUUACAUCAACCUCAACCCGGCCGGCUCUGGCCCGGCGGGCAUGAACAUGGCGUACCCCGGCUCGGGCCUCAGCACCUCGCCGCUGGCCUCCAUGGGCUCCGGGGCGGCUCACAUGCCGCUCUCCCCGGUGGCGCCCUCCCUCAGCUCAGGCUCGCUCACCCAGCUGGGCCCGGCCGCUGCGGGCUCCCUGGGCUCCCUGUCCCACUACCAGAACAUGCACGGCCAGUCCAUGGGCCAGCUGGGAUACUCGUCGGGCGCCUCCCUGAGCCGGGCGGGGCCCAAGGAGAUCCCGCCGAAGCCGUACCGGCGCUCGCUGACCCACGCCAAGCCGCCGUACUCCUACAUCUCGCUCAUCACCAUGGCCAUCCAGCAGAGCGGCAGCAAGAUGCUCACCCUCAACGAGAUCUACCAGUGGAUCAUGGACCUGUUCCCGUACUACCGUGAGAACCAGCAGCGCUGGCAGAACUCCAUCCGCCACUCGCUGUCCUUCAACGACUGCUUCGUCAAGGUGGCCCGCUCGCCCGACAAGCCGGGCAAGGGUUCCUACUGGACCCUGCACCCGCAGUCCGGGAACAUGUUCGAGAACGGCUGCUACCUGCGGCGCCAGAAGCGCUUCAAGAUCGAAGACAAGAUGGCCAAGAAGGCCAGCAAGGACGGCGGCAAAGGGGUCCACGGCGGCGACGCCAUGUUGGGGGACAGAAGCCCCACGGGGGGCUCGGAGGAAGCGGACUCCGCCCACUCGGACAGCUCCCACCCGGGUUCUUCCGACGACCAGCCGCUUUCCAGGAACUCGCUGGUUCCGUUGGACUGUCCCCCGCUCUCCACCCACCUCCACAGCCCGCCUCCGUCCCAGCCGCCGUCCACCUCCUCCUCCUCCAUCCCCCCGUCCUCCUUGUCCCUCUCCGCCACCGCCGCCAUGAACCCCGUCUUCCACUCCCAGUCCUUGGCGGGCGGCGCCCACCUCCUGCCCGGCGCCAUGCACCAGCACAUGGACCUGCAGAGCGACGCCCUCAAGUCCCUGGACCCCCACUACAACUUCAACCACCCCUUCUCCAUCACCAACCUCAUGUCCAACGAGCAGAAGAUGGACCUCAAGUCCUACCAGGACCAGGUGAUGGCGUACAACAACUACGCCGCCGGGUCGCCCGUGGCCGCCAAGCAGAUCUACGACAGCCCCGGCCCGGCAGCCAUGGACUCCGGUGCCUACUACCAGACUCUGUACAGCCGCUCGGUCCUCAACGCCUCCUAAUGGACUUCCUGUCCGGCGGAAGAGACUGGCCGCCAUGUUCGAUGGACCAAAGAAGGUUAUUCUUUUCCCAUGGAGACUCUCUGGUUACACCACGCACACACGAGCCUGACGACCGUGGACUUUGUACAAAAUGUAAAUAGCAGCAAUGUGAGUGCGUGCGUGGAGGGAGGGGGGGGUUAGAGGGGGGGUUUAUUUGCAUUUAUUUAUAAAGGGAAUACAUUUUAAUAUAUCAUAUAUUCUGCUUUGUGGACAAGUUACAAGCUUCACCAGUUUCUGCUUCAUUCAUGUUACAACCUCACACUUGGGGGGGGGAGGUUCUCCCCCCCUAAAGACCGGCCGUGUUGUUACCUGGACAGGUGAACGCUUUGCACGAGAGGAGAGAUGCACUAUGGGAGAUUCACGUACGGUACUUUGCACUAUGGCGCUCCCACCGGUGGGCCGAUAGUGUGCGGGUGUUACAGAAAAAAAGAGCGUCGGAGGUCUCUCAAAAAGGUGUGGCACGGCGGUCAUUCUUCUGUCCAACACCAUCAGUUGUCCACACACUGAGGGACGAUAAAGACUUGCAGGUCACAUGACAGAAGAGGAGGGUCUCGUUUAUUAGGUCGCUUUUCAAAGUUAAAAAAAAAACAAAAAAAAAAAAAACAACGCAGCGUGUCCUUCUGAUAUAUUGUUUGUUGGUUUCAAUGUGAUUACGUCUUUGACUUUUCCUAAUAAAAAGGUUCAAAAAGGGGAAAAUGCUGCAUGUUGUGCUUC